AUGAAAUCCCAACUACUACGCCGAGAGCGCGACGAGUUCUACGUUGCCUACAAGCGCAUGCGGACGUCCUACGAAAACGCAGUCGAGGUGAUGAACGACCUCCACCGUGAAAUUUCAGCUCAAGAAACAGAAAUUCGAGAAUUACGGCAAGCUCGAUCUGCACAAGAUGACCAAGAUGUACAAGAUAACCAAGAUGACCAGGAUGGCCAAGAAGACCAAGAUGAACCUCGCCAGCCCCAACCCUACGGCACGACAAUCGCGGACCUCUUCGGGGACACGAGCAGCGAGAGCAGCGAGGACUCGGACGUGCCGCAAAUGGAGGAUAGUUCUGCCACGGACCAUGCUGAAGGAGACGAGUCGGACGUUGAAGAAGCGGAAGAUCAUCAUGCACAGCAAAACCUUCAAGUCAAUAGCAGAAGCACUCCGCCACUUGCAGUCGCGCGAGAAUACGGCAUUUCGAGAGAGGUCUCUGUUUCGUCGCACUACGGUGUUGGUCUGUGCAUCGCACGUUGA
Messenger RNA from Phytophthora sojae, 513 nucleotides. RefSeq lists its product as hypothetical. The coding region runs from base 1 to 513 and encodes 170 amino acids. Lineage: Eukaryota; Oomycota; Peronosporomycetes; Peronosporales; Peronosporaceae. The transcript has a single exon. The record is from RefSeq and is a predicted model, not a curated record.